CGCAGGGCUCGCACUCCCCAUCCUCUCUCAGCCCAAUACCUGGUAUGUCUGCCUUGGUGCGAGCAAGCGCAAUACGCUUUGUCACAGUCUGCUGAUGCGCCCUAUCGUACCGUGUAGCCACGCCCCAAUAUCGAAUGUCCCUAAGUCGAAGUCCCUCCCCCGGCCCGGGAGGCGGUUGGUCCUCUCCAGGUCUGAAUACCAACACAAGCGGUCGGUCGAGCCCAGCGCCCAAGACCACCUUUACUGGUCCCAAUGGUGGAAAUGUGACGUGGGAGUCUGCGCGACUCAAGAGUCGGGGAGUCGGCGGCUACCCUUCCUUCUCAACACAGAAUCAGGGCUUCUUCACCCGCCACAUGCGGCGCAUAUCCAGCAGCUUGCCCACGUUCCAGGACACGCCCGAACCAGGCGCUGAAAAAGAGAAAGUUGGACGAGGCCGGUGGAACAUGCCGUUGGUGGGGCGCAUACGCAGAAUCAUGGCGCGCGUGAGCAGGAAGGCCAAGGUUCGGUCGUUGAUUGUUAGCAUGCUCCUGUUGUGCUAUGUGCUGUUCUGUGUAACUCCUCUCCGCUACCACUGGAGGCGAACCUCCUGGCUGGGUGGCGGCCAGAAGUAUGUCAUAUUACUCGCGGCGAAUGUCGGUGGUGGUGUGAUGGAGUGGAAGGGUGCACGAGAGUGGGCCAUAGAGAGAGACAGUGUCCGAAACAAACGAAAGUACGUGGCUCGGUGGGGAUACGAGCUCGAAAUUGUCGACAUGAGCACCAAGAAGCGGUAUGCCCACGAAUGGCGAGAAAGCUGGGAGAAGGUGGACAGCAUACGGAGCAGCUUCAGGAAAUAUCCCAAGGCUGAAUGGAUAUGGUGGCUGGACCUCAAUACCUUCAUCAUGGAGCCCUCAUACUCCCUGCAGAGUCAUAUCUUUAACAACUUGGGCAACAAUAUCUACCGUGACAUCAAUGAGUUCAACCCCCUCAAUAUUUCACACCCGAUCAAGGCGAACUAUCUCGACCCUGAUUCACAGAACCCAGAGGGCGACGGUGAUAUUAAUUCGGUCAACUUGGUCUUGCCGCAGGAUUGCUCAGGCUUUAAUCUGGGCUCCUUCUUGAUUAAGCGCAGUGAUUGGACUGAUCGGCUGCUUGACAUCUGGUGGGAUCCCGUGGCUUAUGAGCAGAAGCACAUGGACUGGGCACACAAAGAGCAGGAUGCCCUGGAGCAGUUAUACAGGUCGCAGCCGUGGAUCCGCAGCCACACAGCUUUCAUUCCCCAGAGAAAGAUCAACAGCUUCCCCACGGGCGCCUGCAGUGACAACGGAAACGACACCCGCAUUCACUACAAUGAGCACGACCGGGAUUUUGUCGUCAAUAUGGCAGGGUGCGAAUGGGGCCGUGAUUGCUGGGGGGAGAUGUACAACUUCCGAGAGCUGAGCUACUACCUGAACCGAAACCCCUGGGAGCGUUUCAAGGAGGAUCUGAUUGCGGUGAUAUGGUUUAAGAUGACGGGUCAAAAGGUGAAGCUAUAAUGCUUCAUUGGGCGGAGAACUUCUUGAAAUAGACAGCACCUACGGCUGCUGACCUGGAAGCAACAAUAAUAAUGACAACCGAAAGAGUGCAGGUUGCGUUGGUGUCCACGGUGACACUGAUCGGUCAUCGCUCUUUUCACAACCUUACAUAGACACACUUUAUAUAUGCCCUUGUGGAUAACGGCCUCUUAACCAUAUUUUGCCGUUCUGUUUUCUACCACAGGAUCCUGCAAUUUCUUGCAACUGGGGUGUUUGAAAGGAUUAGGAUUGAAUAAGGCAGGGAUAUGUGGUGUAAGGGGUUCGAUACAUUCUCGGAGCAUGGCUAGAGACUAUUGUACUGUGAUAUACUCUCCCAAAAUAGCUGCAGUAGUUGUUUGCUGGGAUCCAUCCCUCGUGUUGUCGGUAACUGAUCGCCUAUGUAAGUACAUUGAAAUUUUUGCC
Messenger RNA from Pseudomassariella vexata, 1952 nucleotides. Its product is annotated as galactosyl transferase GMA12/MNN10 family-domain-containing protein. Gene Ontology annotation, biological process: protein N-linked glycosylation. The transcript is spliced from 3 exons. The record is from RefSeq and is a predicted model, not a curated record. Bases 135 to 1511 code for a protein of 458 amino acids. Gene Ontology annotation, molecular function: glycosyltransferase activity. NCBI's taxonomy places the organism in Eukaryota, Fungi, Ascomycota, Sordariomycetes, Amphisphaeriales, Pseudomassariaceae. Gene Ontology annotation, cellular component: Golgi membrane.